GUAGAUGUGCACACGAAAUAGGCAUGGCGUCCAUAGUUGACAUUUAGCGUUUGUCCUUCUAUAUAUGUUUUAGGGUUUUUUAUUAUCUGUAAAUGUUGAAAUAGUCUUCAUAAUGGCGACCAGGACUGUGUGUCAGCUUCUCCACCGCCGCUUUUCAUCAACCCGGGCGGCUGUUCGUCCGUCGGCCGCUGAGAUCCUCAACCAGCGCAAUGCCGUCUUCUCCAGAGAGCAGGCCAGGCAGAGAUCUCUGUACCCCCGCGUCGAGAAGAUAGAGGUGUCCAUGCAGUGCCCGGGGCUGGAAGGCACGCUGCUCGUCAUGAACAAAGGGAUGUCCACUCCGCUGAGCUGCGCCAAGCACCUGACAGAGCAUCAUGUGACCAACUCAGCUGUGGCUCUGGUAGAUGGUGAACUGUGGCCUCUCCACCAGCCACUCACCCACUCCUGCUCGCUCACUCUGCUCACAUUUAAAGACAGCGACCCAACACUGGUCAACCAGGCUUUUUGGCGUUCCUGUGCUGCCCUGCUUGGUCAGGUGCUGGAGACGGCGUUCAAAGACGAUUUUAGUGUGGAGCUGCUGAGCACACCAGAGGUUCCAGUCAUUUCAGGGGCAUUCUGCUGUGAUGUGGUGCUCGACCCUCAGCUGGACUCAUGGACUCCCUCUGAGGAGUCGUUGCGCUCUCUGACCCGAGGAGCCCAGCAGCUGAUCCACCAGGACCUGGUCUGGGAGCCUUUGGAGGUGGCGCCCUCUGUGGCGCUGGAGGUCUUCUCACACAGCAGGUGUAAACAGGAGGAGGUGGAGCAGAAAGCAGCGCAAAGUACCAAAGGCACAGUGACGCUCUACAGGUGUGGUGACUAUGUGCUGUUGAGUGGGGGCCCUCUGGUGGCCAGAACGGGCCUGUGCUCGCAAUAUGAGAUGACGGCCCUCCACGGCUUGGGGCAGGGACCCUGGGGCCUCCAUCGACGAGCGCAGGGCCUCUCCCUUCCUGUGCAGCUGCAGGCUCACCACACAGUCUGGAGGAAACUGAGGGAGCGGGCAGAGAAACUGGUGGAGGUGCAGAGACCUGCUGAAACAGUGACUCCACCCUCUCCUGUCGACUCAACUCCACCUCCAACCAACCAGUAACCCCAGCCUAACCUUCCACACACACAUACACACUUUGACGUGUAUCUGGCUGUAUUAUUUGCUCAAUAAAUGUGUAUAAAUAUGUGA
Scomber scombrus (Atlantic mackerel) is the source of this 1210-nucleotide messenger RNA. RefSeq names its product mitochondrial ribosomal protein L39 (gene mrpl39). Gene Ontology annotation, cellular component: mitochondrion. NCBI's taxonomy places the organism in Eukaryota, Metazoa, Chordata, Actinopteri, Scombriformes, Scombridae. The transcript is spliced from 10 exons. Gene Ontology annotation, molecular function: nucleotide binding; RNA binding. Bases 113 to 1123 code for a protein of 336 amino acids. The record is from RefSeq and is a predicted model, not a curated record.